AUGACAGCCUCUGAUCAUCAGACACCCUCUGCCUCCCUCUCUCUCUCUCUCUCUCUCUCUCUCUCUCUCUCCCCUCACUCACACACAGGAAAACUUGGUUUUUUCUGUAUGGCUGUCCCAAAAAAUAGGGCACGGCGAAGACCAUGCUAGCUGUGCUCCUUCGGAGCUUCUCGGAGGGGAUUUCCCAUUCCGGAAAGAGAACGGACGGGGGUUCCGCUUUCCCUCCUGCAUUAUCUUCCGCUCUGUUGAAGGCGGGGAGAGCUCCCUGGUUCUCCUGUGCAUGGAAAUCAUCGUCGGAGGAGAACGCCAAGAAAGCCUCUCUCUUGCUUUUACUCCACGCUUCGUCCCGCCGCCAUCUCCCUGCCGCCGGAGAAGCCAGGGCGCUCCUCAUCCAUUGAAGGAUCCACGCCGGCGACCACCGUUUCCCCCGCCCUCCGGUGGAAAAAUCUUCCUCCUGCCGUCGCCGCCACGUGACUUGCCCUCAAUCCGACCACAUCCGGGGGGGGGGAUCUUUCCCGUGAGACUGGAGCGAAGGCCAGCCCACGCGCCGCCGGUCAACGGGCACACCUUUGACUGGGAAUGGCAGAAGAAUUAUGGUCAUUCCUCUCUGUCAGUAUUUGUACCCCCGCUUUAUUAUUGA
Molecule: messenger RNA, 640 nt
Organism: Spirodela intermedia
Lineage: Eukaryota; Viridiplantae; Streptophyta; Magnoliopsida; Alismatales; Araceae
Source: the annotation of a GenBank genome assembly